AUGGACUUGAUCAUCAAGGUGUCCCAGGCCCAUGGCCUCGUCUCGCUCAAGAAGCUUCGCGCCGUGACGCACCCGUACGUCUUCAUUCGCCAUGAUCGCCACACGAAGAAGUCGCUCGUGCACAAGAAGGGCAUGGCGGCGCCCGUGUGGAACGUCGAAGCGCGCUUCCUCGCCGUCGCGUACGCGCCUCCCAUCGAGAUCCACUUCGAGGUCUUUGACGAGGGCAAGUGGGGCCUUGGCGACAUGCUCAUCGGCACGACGGUGCUCACGCUGCCACCGGAUGCGACGUUCCUCGAGGGCUGGUUCCCGAUUUACGCCCACGACACCAUGACGGGCCAUGUCUUUGUGCGCUGUGACUGCCUUCGCCACGCGCCGCCAACGCCCGAGACGAGCACACUGUCUGCGGUGCUUGUCGAGAAGCAUCGGCCAAGCUUGACGUCGUCGUCGGAGGCAACCUUGCCGCUGCUGCAACGUGAUGGGCUGCGCAGCCCGAAGCGCAGCAGCAGCUCGCUCUCGAGCGUUAGCUCGGUGGGCCCUCUGCUUUCGCAUCGCGGGUCGCUCAUCCCGCUUGACACGCCUUGGAUCGAGCCAAGCGAGCUAUUCGUGAGCGGCAACAUUGGCACUGGAGCCUUUGGCGCUGUCGAGCGAGGCCGGUAUCGCGACCACGACGUCGCCAUCAAGACGUUCCACGCGAGUCUCUCGAGCGACAAUACCGCCUUUGAGAAGGAGGUGCAGAUCAUGUACCGGCUCAACUCGGAGUAUACAGUGCGGCUCUUUGGCAUCUCGCAGACGGCGCGAGGCCAGCCAAGCAUCGUGAUGGAAUUCAUGGACGGCGGCAACCUCCGGCAGUACCUCGACGCGGCCAAGCGCCAGCCACACCAUGAUGUGAACGCGAUGCUCUUUAUCGCGCUCGGUAUUGCCAACGGACUGGUGUAUUUGCACAAGCACCGUAUUCUGCACCGCGACCUCAAGCCGCUCAACGUUCUUCUCAACAGCAAAGGCGAGGUCAAGCUCGCCGACUUUGGCAUCUCGCGCGAAGAUGCGACGACCAACAUGACGGCCGGCAUUGGCACGUGGCUCUGGAUGGCGCCCGAGGUCUUUGACGACUGCGACUAUGGCGUCGAAGCCGACAUUUACUCGUUUGGCGUCAUUCUCACCGAGCUCGACACGCUCCAGCGACCGUAUGUGGAUGUCAAAGGCGGUCCGUUUCGACUCCAAGAGCAAAUCCGCAAUGGCACGCUGCGCCCGAGUAUGCGCCACGAUUGCCCAAUGUGGUACCAACAGCUGGCUGCCGACUGCAUGGCGGCCGACCCCGUUGACCGACCGACGGCUGCCAAAGUGGCCAAGACGCUUCGCCAGCACAUGGGCCGGCCUUGAUAUAGUAUUUACACGUCGGAUGUGCUACUCGACGAGUUGCGACAUCGUGGACUUCUCUUUAACGUUAAAUGUCAUGUUGAAUCCGUCU
Messenger RNA from Saprolegnia diclina VS20, 1465 nucleotides. RefSeq names its product TKL protein kinase. The coding region runs from base 1 to 1377 and encodes 458 amino acids. The transcript has a single exon. The record is from RefSeq and is a predicted model, not a curated record. NCBI's taxonomy places the organism in Eukaryota, Oomycota, Saprolegniomycetes, Saprolegniales, Saprolegniaceae. Gene Ontology annotation, biological process: protein phosphorylation. Gene Ontology annotation, molecular function: protein kinase activity; ATP binding.